UUCAUGGAUUUCGAUUGGAUCCCGCGGCUCUUCACCACCACGGUGACCACCACCACGGCCACCACCAUGGCCCCGGCCACCACCCGCCGCGUGCCGGACGCCACCGCGGCCGUCGGCCACCGCCCGCAGCCCGUGGGGUCAGGGGGCACCGGACGGGCUGGGUCCGGCAGUGCUGACCACAGCGGGGAGUCCACUCGGCCGGCUCCAGACAAUGUCCAGCCAGCUCUGGACACCAUCCAGUCGGCUCCAGACAUUGUCCAGUCAGCACCGGACACCAUCCAGCCGGCUCUGGACAAUGUCCAGCUGGCUCCGGGCAAUGUCCAGCUGGCUCCGGACAAUGUCCAGCUGGCUCCGGACACGGUCCGGCCGUGCGCCUCGCGGCCGUGCCAGCACGGGGGCACCUGCCAGGACGAUGGACGCGGCUUCAGCUGCAGCUGCCCCGCGGGCAGGACCGGGGCCGUGUGCGAGAAAUGUACGGGACAGGUGUCCGAGCGCACCGGGGUGUCCCUGGUGUGA
Molecule: messenger RNA, 516 nt
Organism: Malurus melanocephalus (red-backed fairy wren)
Lineage: Eukaryota; Metazoa; Chordata; Aves; Passeriformes; Maluridae
Product: agrin-like
Exons: 3
Coding region: 4-516 (170 amino acids)
Molecular function (GO): calcium ion binding
Source: RefSeq, a predicted model, not a curated record